This is a messenger RNA of Osmerus eperlanus (European smelt), 398 nucleotides long. RefSeq names its product NADH:ubiquinone oxidoreductase subunit A3 (gene ndufa3). The transcript is spliced from 4 exons. Gene Ontology annotation, cellular component: mitochondrial inner membrane. The record is from RefSeq and is a predicted model, not a curated record. The coding region runs from base 69 to 320 and encodes 83 amino acids. NCBI's taxonomy places the organism in Eukaryota, Metazoa, Chordata, Actinopteri, Osmeriformes, Osmeridae.
AAUACGUCAUUUUAUAACUCAACUACACUUCCCAUGAUUCCAAUCCACAAUAGACUACAGAGGACAACAUGGCUGCGUUUGGUGCGUUCCUCAAAAACGCGUGGAAUAAGGAGCCAGUGGUGUUGGUCUCCUGCGCGCUUGGUCUCCUAGCUGUUGUUGUACCAAUCAUCAGUCCCUUCACGAAAUAUAGUGCAAUGUUGAAUUCAGCUGUACCCUUCAACUACCCAGUUCCUGUUCGAGACGACGGCAACAUGCCGGAUGUUCCGAACCACCCGAGUGAAGCUAAAGGACCAAACCUGGACUGGAUUAAAAAGCUGUAACUGUUUAAACUCCUAACUUUUCUGUAGGUCUACUGAUUCUUUGUAAGUCUAAAACAUAUAUAAAGAUUCUUUAUUUAA